Molecule: messenger RNA, 384 nt
Organism: Mucor mucedo
Lineage: Eukaryota; Fungi; Mucoromycota; Mucoromycetes; Mucorales; Mucoraceae
Exons: 3
Source: RefSeq, a predicted model, not a curated record
AUGAAUACAACGAACAGGAUUUUAUUAGCCGUAAGAAACAUGGUAGAGGUUCUUCCCCGUUUUGUCAUUGAGGAUGGACCACAAGAAACAGAGCUAAUCACCCGGUAUCUUCAAGCCGCUCUUCUAUUAAUCUCUAACCUAAUUCCACAUAAUAGGACAUCUAUUAGUAAUAAUGACAAGGUUAUUAUGUUACGACCGGAUGCGUCGAUUAAUGUUGUGUACGGUGCCGCACUAGAUCAAAGAUUGGGCUGCGGUGAAAUCAAAUCUCAGUAUCAAGCACGAAAUCAUCGGCUCACUGGAUUGGAUCUCAUUCGCGUCGCACGUUUAACGAAAGCCGCCUCAGACAAGUAUAAAGCUGUCGCCACGUUUGCCUUUACUGUUGUC